Molecule: messenger RNA, 1092 nt
Organism: Parascedosporium putredinis
Lineage: Eukaryota; Fungi; Ascomycota; Sordariomycetes; Microascales; Microascaceae
Source: the annotation of a GenBank genome assembly
AUGCAGCUUUCUUCCAUUCUAGCUCUCGCGCUUCUGCCUAUGGGCAUUCUCGCGAACCCCGUCCCUCAGCCCGACGAGGUAGCCGAGCCUGCUCAGCUCUUCAAGCGGACUGUCCAAACGUGCUCCAUCAUCCGGUCUGCCGUGAAUUGCCGAAGGGGCCCGUCGACCAGCUCCGGGGUCAAGACGAAGCUUGCCAAGGGAGAGCAGCACAAGUUUGGCUGCGUUCUCAAGGGGAGUGCAUCACCAUUGACGGAUUUGGCAACUGAGCAGAUUGACGGCAUCGGUGAUGAGAGUCCUCACGCCGCUGCCCCAGCUGAUAGAUCGAAAACUAGAACUCGUCGCUGCGUAUCUCAUUCCUUCGGCAUUGUCACGACGUGCUUCAUGAUGUCAGACCCAAAGAACAGCAUUUACGUCAUUAACAAUUCCGGCCGGCAGCAAAGCUACGCCUUGUUCAACGACCUACCUCGUCUUUUCGGAGAGGCCGAUGCCGAAAUCUGGACAAGCGUGCUUGCGGUAUGCACGGUGCCGAAUGGAUCCCAGAAUGAAUUCACCAUCGAGAAACAAUGCUAUGCCUUCGUCGGCGCUUCCAACACCGCCGUCAGCUCCGGCGUCACGGGUGGCGUCAGAGGCCAGAGGAAGGUUAUCCUCGGCAUCAAGGCACUCGACGAGACCAUCACCUACGGAACAACCUUGCAGAUGGACGUCGUCGAAGGUGCACCCCAGUUUCUGCCAGAGGAGCUUCCCAAAGCCGCUCAACCUGGCGCUUUCGAGAUCAGGACCGCUGAUUCCACUGACGAGAACAACUUUACGUUCGAGAAUGCCAAAGCUAACAAUUGGAUCAUUGGCCUGGGCGGCUUCACGGAUGGAGUCAAGAUUGGGCCGCCAGCGGCGUACUUGGUCCCCAAGCCUGGGAUUUCCUAUCAAAUUCAGCCCUCCAACACUUACUACGUAUGCGUCGGUAAAUCUGAAACGGGCCAGGCCAUGAACGGGGCAGACUCAAGUCUCAAGGUAAUCAAGCUCGACUUUGCCAUGGGCACAAGAGAGCUUAUCGUUGUGCAUGACCAAGAGAACAACCUCGUCACGCAAUUGUAG